GCGGCGUGCGGGACUUCGUUUCUUGCGCCUUAUUUCCUUUCCCCAUGGCGGAGCACGGAGAGGAGGACCUGGCCGUCGCGGCCGCCAAGAUUCUGCUCAGCCUCCGGAGCAGGACGCUCGUGCGGUGGCCGGAGUGGAUCGCCCGGCCGUCCGACGGUCUCCAGCGGCCACAGGAGGAGGAGGGGGAGGCCGAGCUGCCGCCGAUCCCGGAGGGAUGGCCGAAGCGGCCGCGGUCGCGGUCGCGGCUCCGUGCGCGGGCGGAAGGAACCGCGUCGCUGCUGUCGCAGAAGAGCCCCUUGGCGCGGCCGGGGCGCCCCGUUCUCGGCGGAUCCGGCGCGUGCUCCGGCGAGGAGGAGGAGAGGGCGUGGUCUGCCCCGAAGGCGAAGCCCGCGUCUUUGACCGGGCGGAGGCCGGAGGUGCGGCCGCAGUACGGCUCGGCCUCGGCAGCCGGAUCCGGCCCUUCCACCAGCGGCGCCGACCGGGCGCGGUCGCGGCGACGGGCGCGCGUGAGCGAGAAGGCGACUGCCGGCAGGGCGGAGUCGAGCCCGGAGACGCCUUUUGACUUCGCCAACGCCGCCGGAUCGGGAGCGUCCUCGAGCGGCAACGAAGCCGCGCGGCCGACGGCGGAGCUGGGGUCAGACGGAAGGCCGUCGGAUAGCCACGAGGGGCACGACUCGCCGGCGAAGCGCUCGCGGACGGACCUCGCCGCCGGCGAAGCUACGGCGACCGCGGCAAAAGUGGAGGAGCAGAAGACCAAGGAGGAUUACCGGGACGAGAAGGGCCACCUGCUGUUCGACCUCAACGAAGCUUGGGGUGGUAACUAACACUAGCAGGCGAUCGAGCAGAGGAUUUUUCAAGCUAGUUCCUAUUUCGUCUGCUCUCAUGUGUACAUACAAUUAGCUUAGACAAAGGGGGAUUAGUGAGUGAGUACACUCGUCAGCACUACUAGAUUUGUCAGGUUGGUUUAAUCAGUCUGCUCUGUUCGCCUCUGCUGUGCUGUGCUAUAUGCACUGGAUAUUGUUUGUCAUUCAGAAAGUCGAUCAAGAAAAAUAUGAUGCACAUUAUGUAUUGCAGCGCACAACAAAACACAACGCUGA
This is a messenger RNA of Triticum dicoccoides, 1097 nucleotides long. RefSeq lists its product as uncharacterized. Lineage: Eukaryota; Viridiplantae; Streptophyta; Magnoliopsida; Poales; Poaceae. The transcript is spliced from 2 exons. The coding region runs from base 45 to 824 and encodes 259 amino acids. The record is from RefSeq and is a predicted model, not a curated record.